AUGCUUUCUCAGAAGCAGGAUUUGGUAAUUUGUCCAAAAUCAAGGAAAUCAUUGACCAAGAAUAAUUCACCAGUUUUCUGUUCAUAUCUGCCUUUUCUUUUCAAAUCUAUCUCAACCUAUUCAUAUCUAUCUAUCUAUCUAUCUAUCUUACAUUUCUUUCUCACUCUCUUUCAAUAUAUAUAUGUAUAUAAAUUGAUCUCAUUAUGCCUCCUAUUUCUCUCUCUCUCUCUCUCUCUCUCUAUUUAUCUAUCGGCGUAUAUGUGUGAGUCUAUCUAUCUAUCUAUCUAUCUAUCUGAUCUGAUUCUAUCUAUCUAUCUAUCUAUCUAUCUAUCUAUCUAUCUAUCUAAUUCAGUAUCUAUCUGUGUUCAUAUCCGCCUAUUAUUCGCAAAAUCUAUCUUUUGUUAUUUUCUUUUUCAUAUCCUCGUCUUCUCCAAUAUUCCGUGCCCCCACCACCAAACCCGGACAUCUUUUUUUUAUUUUCCUCGAGUUGAGUCUGAAAUAACUGUAAACUACCCGGCGGUACAACGCAAAUUUGAAGUUUUUUCCAUUGAUAUAAUCUAUCUAAAUAUCUAUCUAUCUAUCUAUCUAUCUAUCUAUCUAUUUAGCUAUCUAUUCAGCAGAUCAUUAAAAUCUAUCUAUCUAUCUAUAGAUGAAAUCUAUCUAUCUAUUUAUCUAUCUCAUGCCUUCUGUUUUAUCUAUCUAUCUAUCUAUCUAUCUAUCUAUCUAUCAAAUCUCACGCCUUCUCCUGUUCAUAUAUCCAUCCUGUUUAUCUAUCUAUCUAUCUAUCUAUCUAUCUAUCUAUCUAUCUAUCUAUUCCAGUCUGUUCAUAUCUAUCUUCUUCUUUUCAUACCCAAAAAUCUAUUUCUUUCUGUAGAUAUCUUUAUCUCAUUCUUUUCAUGUUUAUCAAUCUAUGUUGUUCCGUUCAUCCAUCUAUCUAUCUCAUAUAUUUCUUAUCUAAUAACCUAUUUCUUUCUUUUCAUCUAUCUAUCUAUCUAUCUAUCUAUCUAUCUAUCUAUCUAUCUAUCUAUCUGUCACCGUUUGCUCGAAUCUAUCUAUCUAUCUAUCUCAUAUAUUUCUUAUCUAAUAACCUAUUUCUUUCUUUUCAUCUAUCUAUCUAUCUAUCUAUCUAUCUAUCUAUCUAUCUAUCUAUCUAUCUAUUUCUUCCAGUCUAUUCAUAUCUAUCUAUCUAUCUAUAUAUCUAUCUAUCUCCCUCUUUUCAUAUCUAAAAAUCUAUUUCUUUCUCUACAUAUCUUUAUCUCAUUCUUUUUAUUGCAUUGUCGUGUAAAACCUAUCUAUCUAUCUAUCUAUCUAUCUAUCUAUCUAUCUAUCUAUCUAUCUAUCUAUCUAUCUGAGUAUGAUCAUAUGUAUCUGUUUUUGUUCAUAUCUAUCUAUCUAUCACUGUUCGUAUGUAUUCAUUCUCUGUCUGAAUGUAUGUAUCUAUCUAUUUAUCUAUCUACCACUGCAGUUACCACGACCGGUGGCUGGGACGAACUCUCCGCCGUUUCUCUCCUGUCUCCGUCAACAUUUGUAUUUAUUGACAUUCGCCCAAACUGA
Messenger RNA from Acanthosepion pharaonis, 1554 nucleotides. The record is from the annotation of a GenBank genome assembly. Lineage: Eukaryota; Metazoa; Mollusca; Cephalopoda; Sepiida; Sepiidae.